ACGCAGAACUGCAGGCUCGCGCUGCUUAGAAACGAGCGACUCAUUUACCUGGACUGAAGCCGCCGCGAGACGCACCCGCUCCCAAAAUAUCACUAUUUCCCUCUUAGUAAUCAUCUUUUAUAUCACUAUACUGCACUGACUAGAGUCUGCUGCACUGAGAUUUCCUGGGACGAGCAGGACUUCAGUGGGGUAAAGGAGUUCAAGCACUUUCAUUAGAGGAAUACGUCCAGGAUCUGUUGGAUUUUGGGAGUUUUUGUUCUGCUGUUGGUUUGGCGAGGCGGUGGAGCUGUUUUAAAGACUGCGAUGCAUCGCUUAAGGACUUGCGCUGCUCGACUGCGGCCGCUCACAGCCUCUCAGAACGCUGCUAGUUUCUCACAACACAGGCCGGCGGUGGUGCACGGGGCCCGGAGGACGUUUCAGCCAAUCAGGAACUACACGGCCCCUGUCACCGCCGAGCCUUUUCUCAAUGGGACGAGCUCCAACUAUUUGGAGGAGAUGUAUUACGCAUGGCUGGAGGAUCCCAAGAGCGUGCACAAGUCGUGGGACAUCUUCUUCCGUAACGCUAACGCUGGCGUGGCUCCAGGUUCUGCCUACCAAAGUGUUCCUCCAAUGGGGCUCUCAGGACUCUCUCAGUCGCAGGCGCUGAUUGGAGCACAGCCCAAUGUGGAGAAACUAGUGGAAGACCACCUGGCUGUGCAGUCCCUCAUCAGAGCAUAUCAGAUUCGCGGACACCACGUAGCGCAGCUGGAUCCUCUGGGCAUUUUGGAUGCAGAUCUCGAUUCGUGCGUCCCUGCUGAUAUAAUCACGUCCUCUGAUAAACUCGGCUUCUACGGGCUGGAAGAAACGGAUCUGGAUAAAGUUUUCCGGCUUCCCACCACCACCUUCAUCGGGGGCAGCGAAACUGCGCUUCCUCUCAGGGAAAUCAUUCACCGCUUAGAGAUGGCCUACUGUCAGCACAUUGGUGUGGAAUUCAUGUUCAUCAAUGAUCUGGAGCAGUGCCAGUGGAUCCGGCAGAAGUUUGAGAAGCCCGGAGUGAUGCAGUUUACUCUGGAUGAGAAGAGGACACUGCUGGCCCGUAUGGUGCGCUCCACCAGGUUUGAGGAGUUCCUGCAGAGGAAGUGGUCAUCAGAGAAGCGUUUCGGCCUGGAGGGAUGCGAAUCUCUCAUUCCUGCGCUCAAAACCAUCAUCGACAAAUCCAGUGAGAACGGCGUGGAGAAUGUCAUCAUGGGGAUGCCGCACAGAGGCCGUCUGAAUGUUCUUGCUAAUGUGAUCCGUAAGGAGCUGGAGCAGAUCUUCUGCCAGUUUGACUCCAAGCUGGAAGCAGCAGACGAGGGCUCCGGUGAUGUGAAGUAUCAUCUGGGCAUGUACCACAGACGCAUCAACCGCGUCACUGAGCGUCAGAUCACACUGUCUCUGGUGGCCAAUCCUUCACAUCUGGAGGCUGUGGAUCCUGUGGUGCAGGGAAAGACCAAGGCGGAGCAGUUCUACUGCGGGGACACAGACGGAAACAGGGUGAUGUCCAUCCUUCUGCAUGGAGACGCAGCCUUCGCCGGUCAGGGAAUCGUCUACGAGACUUUCCACCUGAGCGACCUGCCCUCAUACACCACACACGGCACCAUACAUGUGGUCGCAAACAACCAGAUCGGCUUCACGACGGACCCCCGUAUGGCGCGCUCCUCGCCGUACCCCACCGAUGUGGCCCGAGUGGUGAAUGCACCCAUCUUCCAUGUGAACGCAGAUGACCCGGAGGCCGUGAUGUACGUGUGUAACGUGGCUGCAGAGUGGAGAGCCACCUUUCAUAAAGACGUGGUGGUGGAUCUGGUGUCCUACAGACGGAACGGCCACAACGAGAUGGACGAGCCCAUGUUUACUCAACCGCUGAUGUACAAACAGAUCAAGAAGCAGAAACCUGUUCUGCAGAAAUAUGCGGAGAAGCUGAUCGCAGAAGGAGCUGUGACCAGACAGGAAUACGAGGAGGAAAUCUCCAAGUAUGAUAAGAUCUGUGAGGAGGCGUACAAUCGCUCGAAAGACGAGAAGAUCAUGCACAUCAAACACUGGCUCGACUCACCUUGGCCAGGUUUCUUCACUCUGGAUGGUCAGCCGAAGACCAUGAGCUGUCCGUCCACUGGCCUCAGUGAGGAAACUCUGGCGCACAUCGGGCAGACGGCUUCAUCCGUUCCUGUGGAGGAUUUCACUAUACAUGGAGGUCUGAGCCGUAUCUUGAAGAGCCGGUCGCUGAUGGUGCAGAACCGCUCUGUGGACUGGGCUCUGGGCGAAUAUAUGGCGUUCGGUUCGCUGCUGAAGGAGGGCAUUCAUGUGCGGCUCAGCGGGCAGGACGUGGAAAGAGGAACAUUCAGUCAUCGGCAUCACGUACUCCACGAUCAGAAUGUGGACAAGCGGACCUGCAUCCCUAUGAACUACAUGGACCCUAACCAGGCGCCCUACACAGUGUGCAACAGCUCUCUGUCAGAAUAUGGAGUUCUCGGUUUUGAGCUUGGCUUUGCUAUGGCGAGUCCGAAUGCUCUGGUGCUCUGGGAGGCUCAGUUUGGGGAUUUCCACAACACUGCGCAGUGCAUUAUUGACCAGUUCAUCUGCCCCGGCCAGGCCAAAUGGGUUCGGCAGAACGGCAUCGUGCUGCUGCUGCCACACGGCAUGGAGGGCAUGGGCCCGGAGCACUCAUCCGCCCGGCCUGAGAGAUUCCUGCAGAUGUGCAAUGAUGAUCCUGAUGUUUUCCCGAAAAUCACGGAGGACUUUGCGGUCCGGCAGCUGUAUGACUGUAACUGGAUCGUGGUGAACUGCUCCACUCCUGCAAACUACUUCCACGUGCUGCGCAGACAGAUCCUGCUGCCCUUCAGAAAACCACUCAUCAUCUUCACACCGAAAUCUCUGCUGCGCCACCCAGAGGCCAAGUCCAGCUUCGAGGAGAUGCUGCCUGGCACACACUUCAGCCGGCUGAUCCCAGAGCAGGGCAGUGCGUCUCAGAGCGCAGCAGGCGUUCAGCAUCUGAUCUUCUGCACUGGGAAAGUGUUUUAUGAUCUGCAGCGAGAGAGGAAGAGUCGAGGCCUGGAGGAGCGCGUGGCCAUCAGCCGCAUCGAGCAGCUCUCUCCGUUCCCGUUUGACCUGGUGAAAGCGGAGGCUGAGAAGUAUCCGCAUGCGCAUCUGCUCUGGUGUCAGGAGGAGCACAAGAAUCAGGGAUAUUAUGAUUAUGUCAAGCCCCGCAUCAGCACCACCCUCAACAACACCCGUCCUGUCUGGUAUGUGGGCCGAGAUCCAGCUGCUGCUCCAGCUACAGGAAACAAGAAGGCUCAUCUGCUGGAGCUGCAGCGCUUUCUAGACACGGCGUUCAACCUGGAGGCUUUCCAGAGCGCGUCAUAACAGCACACACACACACACACCUCCGUCCCGCAAACACACUCGAUAUUAGCAUCAGAAGGCAAGCUGGCAGCUAUUGAGAAUAAAGCACUGUAGUCUAUGCAGAAUCUCCCGCAAGCUUUAACUGCUCCAGGAUCAGUGUUCCUGCAUGAUCUGAGGGAAGGCAUGCUGAUGGAGGCCUGAAAUAAUGCUCAGAUUCAACCACAGGUUCCCCUUCAGGACGACAUCAAGGGUCAGUUCACGCAAAUAUGAACAUGUCCUGUUCAUUUACUCACCCACAAGUGAUCCAAGAGGAGUUUUAUUCCUUCAGUUGGACAUUAGAGAAGAUUUGGAGCUGAAUGUGUGGCGAUUAGUGAUUAUAAUGGCAGUGAAUGCUCACAGGUUAUUUAGAUUAAAAAUAAA
Messenger RNA from Danio rerio (zebrafish), 3774 nucleotides. Lineage: Eukaryota; Metazoa; Chordata; Actinopteri; Cypriniformes; Danionidae. The record is from RefSeq and is a predicted model, not a curated record.